Myxocyprinus asiaticus (Chinese sucker) is the source of this 3973-nucleotide messenger RNA. RefSeq names its product glycerol-3-phosphate dehydrogenase, mitochondrial-like. The coding region runs from base 116 to 2296 and encodes 726 amino acids. Gene Ontology annotation, biological process: glycerol-3-phosphate metabolic process. The record is from RefSeq and is a predicted model, not a curated record. NCBI's taxonomy places the organism in Eukaryota, Metazoa, Chordata, Actinopteri, Cypriniformes, Catostomidae. The transcript has 17 exons. Gene Ontology annotation, molecular function: calcium ion binding; glycerol-3-phosphate dehydrogenase (quinone) activity. Gene Ontology annotation, cellular component: mitochondrion; glycerol-3-phosphate dehydrogenase (FAD) complex.
UCUGUUUCCUGGAUUCCUGAAUAAGUACCAUUGUAACAACACUGCUGUUACCUUCACUGUCUAUGAUUGUCCUAGAUAGACAACAACAUCAUCAAAAUCUCCAAAUUCAGUGUCAAUGGCUUUCAGAAAAGCAGUAAAGGGGACGCUAAUAGGGGGUGGAGCUGUAGCAGCAGCUUUCGGCCUGUCACAGUUCUUUGAAUACAAGAAGAAUCAGGCUCGAUUGGCUUAUGUCGAGGCGCAUGGUGAGUUAAAAAUGCCUUUUAAAGAUGCUCUACCAACAAGAGAGGAGCAGCUUUCAGCACUGCGAAACACAGAAGAGUUUGAUGUUUUGGUGGUGGGGGGCGGAGCCACUGGUGCAGGAUGUGCCUUAGACGCUGUCACACGGAAUCUUAAGACCGCCCUCGUAGAACGGAGUGAUUUCUCAUCGGGCACAAGCAGCAGAAGCACCAAGCUCAUUCACGGAGGAGUCCGCUAUCUGCAGAAAGCCAUCAUGAAACUAGAUUAUGAGCAGUACAUGAUGGUGAAAGAGGCCCUUCAUGAACGCGCCAAUCUGUUGGACAUCGCCCCCCACCUGUCUGCCCCUUUACCCAUAAUGCUUCCUGUUUACAAGUGGUGGCAGCUGCCAUAUUACUGGGCUGGCAUUAAGAUGUACGACCUGGUGGCUGGCUCACAAUGUCUGAAGAGCAGCUAUGUUCUGAGUAAGAGCAAAGCACUGGAGCUCUUCCCUAUGCUGAAGAAAGACAAACUCGUGGGAGCCAUUGUCUACUAUGAUGGACAGCACAAUGAUGCCCGUAUGAACCUGGCCAUCGCUCUAACAGCAGCCCGUCAUGGUGCUGCCAUUGCUAAUUACACAGAGGUGGUUCAUCUGCUAAAGAAACCAGACACUACAACAGGCCAAGUGAAAGUAUGUGGUGCCCGCUGCCGAGACGUUAUCACAGGGCAGGAGUUUGACAUUCGUGCCAAAUGUGUCAUCAAUGCUACCGGCCCAUUCACUGACUCACUGCGCAAAAUGGACAACCAGAAAACUGCCAACAUCUGCCAGCCAAGUGCAGGAGUUCACAUCGUCAUCCCUGGAUAUUACAGCCCAGACAACAUGGGGCUGCUGGACCCUGCCACAAGUGACGGGCGUGUCAUCUUCUUCCUGCCUUGGGAGAAGAUGACUAUCGCCGGGACGACGGACACGCCCACUGAAGUCACAGCCCAUCCCACCCCUAUGGAGGAUGACAUCAAUUUUAUCCUGAGCGAAGUCCGGAAUUACCUCAGCCCUGACGUGGAAGUGCGACGAGGGGAUGUCCUGGCGGCCUGGAGUGGCAUUCGUCCGCUGGUCACUGACCCCAACUCCAAAGACACGCAGUCCAUCUGUCGUAACCACAUCGUCAACAUCACUGACAGUGGACUCAUAACCAUUGCUGGUGGGAAGUGGACCACCUAUCGCUCCAUGGCCGAGGAGACGCUUGAUGCAGCAGUAAAGGCUCAUAACAUUUCGGCUGGGCCCAGCAGGACGGUUGGCCUGUUGCUGGAGGGUGGGAAGGACUGGACUCCCACCCUGUAUAUUCGCUUGGUUCAGGACUAUGGCCUGGAGAAUGAGGUUGCCCAGCACCUGGUAGCCACCUACGGAGGGCGUGCAUUUGAAGUGGCCAAGAUGGCCCAGGUGACAGGCAAGAGAUGGCCUAUACUGGGGAAACGCCUUGUAUCUGAAUUUCCCUACAUAGAGAGUGAGGUGCAGUAUGCUAUAAAGGAGUAUGCAUGUACAGCCAUUGAUAUGAUUGCUCGCAGAACACGCCUGGGCUUUCUGAAUGUACAGGCUGCAGAUGAAGCUCUGCCACGUAUCGUUGAGAUCAUGGGCAAAGAACUGCAGUGGACAGAGCAAAAAAAGAAAGAAGAGCUGGAGGCAGCAAAGAAGUUUCUGCAUCUAGAGAUGGGUUAUAAAGCUCGCUCUGAGCAGCUCAGCAAGACUGCAGAGAUCUCACUUACACCCCAAGAGGUGGCAAGGUAUAAAAAGCGCUUUUACAAAUUUGAUAAGGAGAGUAAAGGCUUCAUAACGACACUGGAUGUCCAGCAGGUGCUCGAGAAACUCAGCAUCCAAAUUGAUGAAAAUUCCCUCCAUGAGAUCCUCAAUGAGGUUGACCUCAACAAAAACGGACAGGUGGAGCUGGAUGAGUUUCUACAGCUCAUGAGUGCGGUCCAGAGGGGGCAUAUCUCUGACAGUCGUCUGGCUAUCCUAAUGAAGACUGUGGAGGAGGGGUUAGAUCUUAGAGGACCCAUCUCGGUUGACCGCAGUGGAGGCGGAGUUUGAAUCCCAACUACAAACCAAAACAUCCACCAGACAAUAGCUCGCAUUUAAAAUUGGAUAAACACCAAAAAUGCUGACCGCUGUGCCCACACUGGUCAGAUCACAAGCACAUCCUGUCAUGAGCUCAUCCAAAUAGUUGGCUGCCUUUGAUUUUUAAUCCUUAUAUAAUCUUUUUUUUUUAAUUAUUAUUCUUCUAAAGCUUUUUGUUUUAGCAUGCUCAAUUUAAACUUAUUUUAUUGAAAGAAAUUAUCUUAUUAGAGCAUAAUAUAUUCUUGAAAUAUUUCAAAGAGUAUCUAUAUUUAUCUCUGUCUAUAUAUUGUAUGUUGUUAAUGCAUGCUAUACCACAUUGUGUAACCUGGUAAGCAUGAACAGGUUGUCUUUUUAAUAUUUCUCUGAGCAGCUUAACCCAAUUGUGUUGUGCCAUUUUAUUAAUGCAAAUGACUUGCUACUGAAAACAGUAAGGUGAGAUUCAAGGGCUCCUGGUGUCUUCUAAAGUAAAUAAUGCACUAUAUAUGUGAAUUUCGUAAGUUUACACUGCAUUCUGCUUUUUUGUUACUGUUUUGAAUAACGGUGAUGAAACAUGUUUGUUUUCUUGUAUUGUUUCACUCCCUUUAUGUAAUAAUGCAUUUUCUAAGAGAAAAGUAUUUAUUCAAAGUCUAAAAUUUCAAUCAUACUUUUUGAAAAGGUGUCAUCUUAAUGUUUUAAAUGAUAAGACUGUGUUGAAAUCAGUUAACUUUUUAAUAUUGUAUACAGAUAGUAUUUAGUAAGUUCUUUGGCAGUAUGUGUACAGUGUUUUGAGGCCGUUGUUGCAUCUGGUUCAACAGGAGGAUUUUACAGAGAAUAAUGAAACAUAAGAGCACUUGAUGAAAUGUCAAAUAUUUUAUCCCUAAUUCAAAUUCAUGAACAGUCAAAAUUCCAUUUCACUAAUGGUUAAUACUAAUACUAAUGGUUUGUUUCUUAUACAACCUUGCCUGUUAAAGGUAACUGGUUAUCCUCAAAUAAUACGAGAUAAAACACGUUAAUGACAUGAAAAUAGGGAAACACUCUUUAACUGUAAACUUGAUGUAAAGGGAAUGUACUUAAUGUGCCUUGCUCUCUUGGGACUUAAUGAACUUUGCAUGUCGAAACGCACACUCCGACAAACACCAACAGGGCCCAAUAUUUGACUUGACUGUAUUUUUGUCGUUUUAACAUGUUUAUGUUUUUUUAAUUUAUUCUUAUUUUCUUUAUUUAUGUUCAGAUUUUCAGACCUAAAAUGCUUUAAAAUGAACUCAUCAAAUACAAAAUUGCUUUAAGAUUGAUGAUUUUUGUACGAUGAUGCUGCUCAAGUCUUGUAAUCUGUUUUGUUCACUAUGUAAUGACCUGAUUGGUCCAUGGUGAUCAAUGUGUUGACUGAAAGCUAAAAAAAGACCACAGAGAUUGUCAUAGAUCUUCUGGGAUCACGUUUGUUUGUUGGGUUUUAACACAGUGCCAAGAGAGGGCUAAGAGCUGAACUGUCAGCUUUUGUACAUGAAAGCAAUAGCAGUUAAACUAAUCAUUAAUUGUUUGUACUGACAGGAUGUAAUUUCAGAAUGAUCCUGAUUGAAAGAGAUUCGUAUUCUGUGAAAAAAUCUUACAGUAAAUCUAUCUGCUAAGACUGAGAAACACAAUUCUAUAAUUAAAUGUAUCUGGUUGCCAAGA